Chara braunii is the source of this 1431-nucleotide messenger RNA. Lineage: Eukaryota; Viridiplantae; Streptophyta; Charophyceae; Charales; Characeae. The record is from the annotation of a GenBank genome assembly.
GUUGCUCCUCUUUGCCGUCUGCGGAACUAUCGACAUAGAAAAGGGGCAGCCUUUCGACGCAUGCGGAAGUACGACACAGCCGGCAGCGGAACGACGAGACCAUUUCGACGUCGCGGCUAUGGAGGGCGGCGCAGAGGGUAGACGUGAUCCGUUGAGUCAUGGUGAGCUGCAGGCAGUGGCGACGGCCGUGUCCACGAUCGUUCUUCGAUCUCAGCAGGAGAGGGCGCUGGGGCGGCUGAAGGACCAGUUGCGCGCGCGUAGACGGAGGAAAUUGACGCAAGAUCCGUUCGAUGGGGCCGAUUACGUGGCGACGUCGGAGGCUGUUGUUCAACUGUGCUACGCGUUGGGUUACGGAGUGAUACCACGUGCGACGCCGCGGAGGGAAAUCGCGGAGGCGUGUGCGCCUCAUCUUCAGCGGCGGGUCACAUUCUACAGGGAGCCUUUGCUGCCGGACCAGAUUUUGGAGUAUGCGCUGUACAGGUGGGCUUCAGGAGAGACGUACGAGACCAGCACAUGCAACUUCGGGAUUGGCCGAGCUUCCGUGUUGAUUGCCGUCCGCGACGUUACUGCCGCGCUGCUAAGAGUGUUCGGAGAUGAGAAUGCGUGGCCGACGGGACUUCGUAAACUCGUCGUUCUGCGGGCGUUUGCUGAUAAAGGGUUCCCCAACUGCCACGGCUGCAUUGAUUGCACUCACGUGUACGUCGACAAGCCGGCUCACGCUCCUAGAGAAAACUACUACGAUAGGAAGCGCCGUUUCUCCAUCGUCGCGCAGGUUGUCAUCGACCUCGACUUGUGUGUGCUCAACGUGCACAUGGGAUACCCAGGUAGCUGCCACGACAUCAGAGUGCUGCAGUUGUCCAGCCUGUCGAUGCGCGCAGAGGAGGGGUUGUUGUUCCAUGGUCCCCCCGUGACACUGUCGUUCGGUGUGAAGACGAACGGGUACGUUCUGGCGGACAAUGGGUACCCCCCUUCCGAAUGGAUGGUCGUUCUAUAUGGAGGCAUCAAUCAGCACAUCGAGAAGGAACGGUUCGACAACAAACAGAAGGUGGCGAGGGGAGCGGUGGAGAGGUCGUUCGGCAGGCUGAAGGGCAUGUGGCAGUUGUUUCUGCGGACACACAAGACAAAUCUAGACACGCUCCCGCAGCAGUUCACCGCCGUAGGCAUACUGCACAACAUGCUGAUCGACGUAGGAAUCCCCUUCGACGAGAAUCUGUUGUGGGAGGUCGACGCCAAUGGUGUGCGAGGACGUGUGGACCUGCGGAUCGAACAGCCCCUCCAGCCUGUUUCGAUGUUGACGUUGACAGACGAAGCGUUGGCGCUGAGGAAUGCUUUGGCGGAAAGAUUGAAACACGUGUGAGUCGUGUUUCAUUUGUGGACGGCAGCGCGUGGAAGUGCUUUCAUUGCAGCCAUGGGCGGAGGGCAGAUUCCGUC